AUGAAAUUUAUCCUUGGUUUUUUCAUCAAAAUGAGUGAAUUAGACGUCAAUGAAAGUAUCCAGGAACGGAUAAAUAUUAUAAAGCUUCGUAGAAUUGAAGAAUUAAACGCAAGAUUGCGUAAAACACUUUUACGUGAACGGAUUUCUGCGUCAAAUGCGUCCUAUUUAAUUAUAAACUACACUAAGGAGACUCCUGAUUACUUAGUACCUUCUCUAUGGCCAAUGACUACAGAGCAGAAUAAAUACAGGCGAUCAAGACAAACUAUACGCCCAAUUUCAAACUCGAAUGACGUUGGAUGUUGUACAAUUACUUAA
Molecule: messenger RNA, 315 nt
Organism: [Candida] anglica
Lineage: Eukaryota; Fungi; Ascomycota; Pichiomycetes; Serinales; Debaryomycetaceae
Source: the annotation of a GenBank genome assembly